Messenger RNA from Aspergillus pseudoviridinutans, 1299 nucleotides. RefSeq lists its product as uncharacterized. Bases 1 to 1299 code for a protein of 432 amino acids. The transcript has a single exon. The record is from RefSeq and is a predicted model, not a curated record. Lineage: Eukaryota; Fungi; Ascomycota; Eurotiomycetes; Eurotiales; Aspergillaceae.
AUGACGCGAAGCUUUUGGAAGAGCCAGCAUCCUCUCACCACCAAAUCUGCUUUGCUCUGUCUCUUGCAAAUCCUCGCAAGUCCGGCUCGAAGUACAGCGCAUGAUGAACCAACAGCAACCACGACAGUGAUCCUUCCAGCCACUAAAAUCUAUUAUCCACCAUCCACUCCUACGUCCGUCUCGAUCACGAGCCCCGACCGUUGGGUGGUCCCGUUGGUCGGUCUGUCCGAAGAUGUUACAACACCUUGGGGUGCCAAUGUUACGAGUGGAAAUGGCACUGUGAAUGCCUAUACCAUAUCUAUUGGCCAAGGUGACAGCGACAAAGAGGGUGAGAAGAAUGGUACACAACCACUGAACCGAACACAGUACCCUUUGACGGCCGCACAGUUCAUAGGGGACCUCAACGGCAACCAUGUCAAUCUCUCUGUAUUCCGGAACGACCAUCACAUACUCAACCUGGGGAACGACUCUCAUAUGACAGUCACAACCAGCGGUAUCGAUGAGAAUACUCCCAUCAGGACAGUCCCUUUUGGCUUAAACCUAGGCCAUAGAGGCGAAUGGAAUGGUUCACUUGCACUAGGCGGGCUCUACGACGCCAAUCGUCUCACCGACGACGCGACAUCCUGGAUCUCCAUCGCUGAGACCAUGAACAACAAUGGUACCUUUCUGCAGACCGGCAAGCAGACCCUCUCUGCCGUCAUUUUACGCGUCUGGAAGUAUAAUCCUAGCCCGAGUGGCACCAACACAAGCAUCAUUGCCAAAGUGAAACGGUCCGGCCCCUUCUCGAUCUCUGACGAGUCUGAACCCAGCAUCGUGUACCCUGCCCGGCUGGAUCUGACCAGCGACACGCUGAUCCUGCCACGAGACUGGUGCGGCCGCAACAUCACGCUGGAAAUCAACAUGUUCCCGAACAGAGUCGGAAGUGUCUCUAGUUCGAUUUUGAUUGGGGUCCCCGGGAACCUGACCGACAGCAGCAACCGGUGCAGCUUCGAGCAAAAUACCGGAGAGAUCGUCCUCGGUCGUCCUUUCUUUCAGGCGGCGUAUCUCUACGUUGAUGUAACCGGCGAGGUGAGGAUCCUUCCUGCCAAUCAGUAUGAUCUUCCACCCAAAGCGGUCCCAUUCAAUGCAACUGCGAGACCGAUCCACCCUGACCGCCGCACCUCAAGAUAUAGCCCCGGUGCUGCGGGUGGAACACUGGUCAAGAGUAGCUGGGGUGACCGAAACUUGCCUGUCGGGACGGGGGUCAAUCGUGCUGUUGCCGUUUUACUCGUACUUGCUGGUUUUGCGUUUUUGCUUUGA